GACUGCGUGGUGGGAGGCCGCAGUCUCUUCAGUGAGACUUUACUUCUGCCUUGUCCCGCCGCAGCGCCGGCUCUGUUCUCCUCUGCCCCUGCAGUGGGCGCUCGAGAUGAGAGGCCCCAGCUGUCCUGGAAGGUGCAGGGUGUAGAGGACACUUCAAGGAAAAGCAUCUACCCCCAGGAGGUGACUCCUGCCCUGAGAUCUUCCCCCACAGCUUGAGGGCAGCACCUGAGGUGAAGGAGCAGCCUCUGGUCCUGCCGACUGGGCAGUGACUCCAGGCAGAGGGUCCUUGAAGUGAGGGCUGAGCAGGGAGAGCCCAGCCAGGAAGAUGAACAUGGCAGACUUGGCUCUGGUGCCAGAGGAGAGAGGAGCUCAGCCCACACAACGUGAGGAGGGAAUGAAUUCUGGGUUCCUGACCGUGAGGAUUCAGGAAUUGGUGACCUUCAGGGACGUGGCGGUGGACUUCACCGGGGAGGAGUGGAGAUGCCUGGAACCUGCCCAGAGGACCCUGUACAGGGAUGUGAUGUUGGAGAACUAUGAGAACCUGGUCUUUCUGGGAAUUCCUGUUUGUACACUGGACGUGAUCUCUCUGUUGGAAGGAAGAGAAGCACCAUGCAGGUCCCAGGGAGAAGUUCACAGAGGCCUUCGUCUGGAUUUCCUUCAUGAGAACAGGUUUGAAAGCAAGGAAUCAAAUCUGAUGCAGAGCAUUUGCAUGGGAGCAUCAUUCCAGAAAAGGCUGCCAAAGGAUGCAGUAAUCAGGCAUUCCAAGAUGAGAGAAGCCACGGAAUGUGAUGUUAAUUUGGAGAAACAGAAGUACAAGCAAGAGAGACAAACCAGACAAGUAACAGUUACAGUUAGUCCCAGAACAACUUUUAAUAAAGUGAUCCUGCCUCAGUGUUCUACAUUUGGGAGAAAUGUUAAUGUGAGAUCAAUCUUGAUUUCACUGUGCAGAGAGACUGUGGGAAAAUGUCUCCAUCAGUAUAAGACAUAUGGAAUGAGCUUCCAGAAUUGUCCUGACCUAAUUACAUGUAAUACACUUUUCUUAGGAAAGAACCUUUCUAAGUAUAACGAAUGUAGGAAGCCUUUCAGUUACCACUCAGACCUAGUUAAAUUACAUAGAAUACAUGCUGGAAGUAAGUUAGCACAUAUUAAAUACAAUGAAUAUGAAAAAGCCUUCAGCCACAAACAAAACCCAGCUAAACAAAGGAUUCAUAUUAGAAAGAAAUCCUUUGCGUAUAACGAAUAUAAGAAAGACUUUACUUGGAAGGCAAAUCUUAUUUGCCACCAGAAAACUCACACUGAAGAGAAACUCAUUAAUUGUAAUGAAUGUGGAAAAGCCUUCAGCAGGAGGAAUCACCUUGUCAGACAUAAGGGAACUCAUACUACUGAGAUAACUUUUGCAUGUAAUGAAUGUGGGAAAGCUUUUAAGCAUUGGUCAAACCUUUUUACCCAUCAGAGAACUUGUAGAAGAAAAAAGCCCUUGAAUGAUUGUGGAAAAACCUUCAGUCAGAGUGAAAUACUCAAAAACCAUCAGAGAAUUCAUACAGGAGAGAAACCCUUUGCAUGUAAUGAAUGUGGAAAAGCAUUUAGGUACAAUACCAGCCUUAUUAGCCAUAAGAGAAGUCAUACUGGAGAGAAUCCUUUUUCAUGUAAUGAAUGUGGAAAAUCCUUUAGUGAUACUGUGGUACUCAAAAGCCAUCAGAGAAUUCAUACUGGAGAGAAACCCUUUGAAUGUAAUGUAUGUGGGAAAGCAUUUAGCCAGAGGGGGUAUCUUAUUACCCAUCAGAGAAUACAUACUGGAGAGAAACUUUUUGCAUGUAAUGAAUGUGGAAAAGCCUUUAGGCAUAGGUCAAGCCUUAUUAUCCAUCAAAGAACUUAUAUUAGGGAGAAACCUUUUGCAUGUGAUGAAUGUGGAAAAGCCUUCAUUAAGAGUGAAGUCCUGAAAAGCCAUCAGAGAAUUCAUACAGGAGAGAAACCUUUUGAAUGUAAUGAAUGUGGGAAGGCAUUUAGGUACAAUUCCAGCCUUAUUACCCACCAGAGAACUCAUACUGGAGAAAAACCUUUUGAAUGUAAUGAAUGUGGGAAAUCCUUCAGUGAGAGUGUAGUACUCAAGAGGCAUCAGAGAACUCAUACUGGAGAGAAACCUUUUAUGUGUAAUGAAUGUGGGAAAUCCUUCAGUGAUAGUGUAGUACUCAAAAGCCACCAGAGAAUUCAUACUGGAGAGAAACCCUUUGAAUGUAAUGAAUGUGGGAAAGCAUUUAGCCAGAGGGGCCAUCUUAUUACCCAUCAGAGAACUCAUACUGGAGAGAAACCUUUUGCAUGUAAUGAAUGUGGAAAAGGUUUCCGAAAUAGGACAAACCUUAUCACUCAUCAGAGAACUCAUACUGGUGAGAAACCUUUUGCUUGUAAUGAAUGUGGGAAAGCUUUCAGCAGACGGGAACAUCUCACUAGACAUCAAAGAACUCAUACUGGAGAGAAACCCUUUGCAUGCAAUGAAUGUGGGAAAGCUUUUAGGCACCGCUCACAUCUUAUUACCCACCAGAGAACUCAUACUGGAGAGAAACCCUUUGUGUGUAAUGAGUGUGGGAAAACCUUUAGCCAGAGUGAAAUACUCAAAAGCCACCGGAGAAUUCAUACUGGGGAAAAGCCUUUUGCAUGUACUGAAUGUGGGAAAGCCUUUAGGCAUAAGUCAAGCCUUAUUAUCCAUCAAAGAACUUAUAUUGGGGAGAAACCCUUUGCGUGUGAUGAAUGUGGGAAAGCCUUCAGUGAGAGUGAAAUACUGAAAAGCCAUCAGAGAGUACAUACUGGAGAGAAACCUUUUGAAUGUAAUGAAUGUGGAAAAGCCUUCCGACAUAAAGGACAUCUAAUUAAUCAUCAGAGAACCCAUAGUGGAGAGAAACUCUUUGCAUGUAGUGAAUGUGGUAAAGCCUUUAGUGAAAAUGAGUUACUCAAAAUUCAUCAGAGAAGUCAUACUGGUGAGAAACCCUUUGAAUGUAAUGAAUGUGGGAAAGGCUUCAGCAGGAAGGAACACCUUAUUAACCACCAGAGAAUUCACACUGGAGAGAAACCUUUUGCAUGUCAUGAAUGUGGGAAAGGUUUCAGCCAAAGGGGGAAUCUUAUUACCCAUCAGAGAACUCAUACUAAAGAGAAACCCUUUGCAUAUAGUGAAUGUGGGAAAGCUUCCAUUGAGAGUAUAGUACUCAAAAGCCAUCAGAGAACACAUGUUGAAGAGAAAUCCAUUGAAUACAGGAAAGGUUUCAGCCAAAGGACAAACCUUAUUUCUUAUCAACAAACUGAUGGUGGGGGAGAAACCCUUUCUGUACAGUUAAUGUAGGAAAGUCUUUGGUGAAAAUAAAGUACUGAGAAAUUAUUAGAGAACUCAGUGCAAGUAAGUCCUUUGUAAUGAGUGUGUGGAAGCCUUCUGCAGAAGGAACCACCUUAUUAUUAAUCAUAGAACUCACUGGAGAGAAACCCUUUGCAUUUCUUUGAAUUUGGGGAAGGCUUUAGUGAAGAGGGAAGUACUCACAAGACAUCAGAGAAUGUACACUAGUGGAAAACCCUCAAUAUAAUGAAUUUGGGACAAACAGCACAGAAGAGGAUAUCUGAAAAUCAUAUUAACCAUCAGAGAGCCUAUACUGGAGAAAAAUCCUUUGUAUGUAAUUAAUGUGGUAAAGCCUUUAACCAACUCAGGA
Molecule: messenger RNA, 3689 nt
Organism: Trichosurus vulpecula (common brushtail)
Lineage: Eukaryota; Metazoa; Chordata; Mammalia; Diprotodontia; Phalangeridae
Product: zinc finger protein 271-like
Exons: 6
Coding region: 326-3331 (1001 amino acids)
Biological process (GO): regulation of DNA-templated transcription
Source: RefSeq, a predicted model, not a curated record